UCACUUCAGGCUUUUAAUUUGGAACCCCAACCGGAAGCAGUAGCUGCCUCUCGAUGAGUUCCACGUGACUGAGCUUCAUUCCCUAAAAGCAGCGUAGACAUGAACCAGGACGAAGACCUCGGGGCCUUUGACCCCAACAUACCAGAGGAGGGACCUUCAGCACCACCCGCUGGCUGGCUGGACGACGUACAUGGGUACCAUGGCAACAAAGGAGGCGAAGGGGACAACCCGUUGUGUCCACCCCCUCCGGCCUACACCCCCCAGCCCGAACUCAACAGGAACACCUUGGUGCCCAACGUCAGGGUCCCCACAGUGUCGGAGGACGUGGCCCGGGACGCCUUGCUCAGAUUUGUGGAGUCCAAAUGGAGGUUCAGCUCCAAACCUGCCAGGAACCUGGUCUUCAAAGAGCUGAAGCCCAUUACGGUGUACCGGUAUAGACUGGAGACCUACACCGAGACCAGGACCAGCGCCUGGCAGUUUGAACCCUAUAAUGGACAGGCGGUGGAUGGUCCUCAGUUCGGGGUGAGUCCUCCUCCGUGGGACGUCGUGGUGUCCCCGCCCCAGAGGUACACCGACCGGGUGGAGAAGGUCCCCGUGCCCCACUCGUCCUUCGUGAAGCUGUGUCACAAGUGCCACGGCUGUGGAAGGACUCGCUGUGGACACUGCCACGGUAGAGGCCAGAAGCGCUGCCCGUUUUGCCAUGGCAACGGGCGCUCCAGGAACAAGAGAUGCACUUCCUGCGGAGGCCGAGGGCGCAAGAGGUGCACCUUCUGUCGGGGCCACGGACACAACACCUGCUCCGUCUGCCACGGCAGCAAGAACCUGCUGCACUUCAUCCUGCUCACCAUCACCUGGAAGAACGACAUUAGCGACUACAUCCCGGACCGCCAGCCAGACUUCCCCGACAAGAAGUUUGAGAAGGUGACCGGAGACCCUUUCUUUGUGGACGAGAGCGUUCUGGUUUACCCGAUCCAAGGUUUCCCUGAUCAGGAGAUCUGCGAUGUCUCCAGGAAGCUGAUUAACGAACACCUCAAUCGCUUCAGCUCCACCAGCCGGAUCCUGCAGCAGCGUCAGACCAUCGAGCUUGUGCCUCUGACCCACGCGCUCUACACCUACAACGGGAAGGAGUCCGGCUUCUUCGUCUUCGGGGUGGAGAACCAAGUGUUCGUCUCCAAGUAUCCCUCCGCCUGCUCUAUUCUAUAGGAACCACCCACCUGUUGAUGUUGGAUGUUUCACCGGAAAGUUCUCUAAACCCAGCCAAAGAAGCAUUUACACACAAACCAAGAGACUUUAUAUAUUUUAUUAUUAAAUCAAUGUUUCUACUUCGGUCAGCUCAGGUCUCCAGAUGAGAAUCCAUCCGUGAUAAUCAUCAUCUUUUAUAACGCACACCUUU
This is a messenger RNA of Pungitius pungitius (ninespine stickleback), 1393 nucleotides long. RefSeq names its product ssu-2 homolog, tandem duplicate 1 (gene ssuh2.1). The transcript is spliced from 12 exons. Gene Ontology annotation, molecular function: heat shock protein binding. Bases 100 to 1203 code for a protein of 367 amino acids. The record is from RefSeq and is a predicted model, not a curated record. Lineage: Eukaryota; Metazoa; Chordata; Actinopteri; Perciformes; Gasterosteidae.